AGAUACAAUGCAGCAAAAACUAAGUCUAUCCCAGCAUUAAUAUCCUUUCUCUAUAAUGUGAAUUAUAAUUCGGACCCACUUGUACGUGUAAAGAGUAGUGCGAAAAUUCGUAUACAGGUUGAAUUAGUCAAGUGUAGAAAAACCAAGUCGGGUGUUAAUAAGUCUGGUAGUAAAGAAAACUGUGAUCCACACAUUAUUCCAGCACGCAAAGUUAGGGCAAUUG
This is a messenger RNA of Dentiscutata erythropus, 223 nucleotides long. The record is from the annotation of a GenBank genome assembly. NCBI's taxonomy places the organism in Eukaryota, Fungi, Glomeromycota, Glomeromycetes, Diversisporales, Gigasporaceae.